AUGGCGGAGGGCGCAGCAGCGCUGCGCACGUUGUCCCCCUUUCAUCUUGCCGCAGCUCACCUGGAUGGCGCAAAAACUUGCUGUCUCAUCAUCGACAUCAUGGCCGGAUCCUUGCAAAUUGGAGCAUCCGUUUCCGCUACUUACCGCAACGAUUUGGGACAUACAGUUCUAGACUCAUUGAUGAUCACGAUCCUCCGAUCACACACUUCAGUGGCUCCCGCGGUUGUCAGUAAGGGAUUCGAGAGCCAAUCCAGGUUUCCCGGUGAAGAAGUCGACAUCUGCGGGAGAUGGGAUGCCGAUACGCCCUGUGUUCGCCAGCUUUACGCAUCUGCAGGGUGGGCGACGAUAAGCUUAUCGCCGAUAUAUUGA
Messenger RNA from Lasiosphaeria miniovina, 369 nucleotides. RefSeq lists its product as uncharacterized. The transcript has a single exon. NCBI's taxonomy places the organism in Eukaryota, Fungi, Ascomycota, Sordariomycetes, Sordariales, Lasiosphaeriaceae. The record is from RefSeq and is a predicted model, not a curated record. Bases 1 to 369 code for a protein of 122 amino acids.